CAAAAGGAUGACUCACACCUCUGCCUUGCUGACAGCGCAGCCUUGUUGGAACAGGGAAGUGGCCGUCCACCAACCAUCACUACUCCAUCUAUAUGGACCAUCCAGGGUUGCUCCAGAGGCACCAGCAGCUUCAAAUAUCUGUUUGCUGCUAUGUAAUGGUAUUUUAGCAGCUGCUCUCUUGAUCCGAUGCAUGGAUCUGGCAGAAAUCUUCCUCAAUGUGCCUUUAUCUGCACCAACCCGUCUGUGCUCUGAAAUCAGCCACAAAUCUCUUAAUAGUGCGAUGAUCACGCUUACGUUUUUUGUGAAAUAUCUAAUGUUUUCAUUACCUCGUCCAAGGCACUGAACUAUUUCACUCUUUUCAGCAGCAGAGAGAUCCUUUUUCUUCCCCAU
Molecule: messenger RNA, 390 nt
Organism: Staurois parvus
Lineage: Eukaryota; Metazoa; Chordata; Amphibia; Anura; Ranidae
Source: the annotation of a GenBank genome assembly